AUGAGUAAACAAACAGAUCAACAACAGGGGAAGAAACCUGUUGUUGAAGAUCAUCUUAACUUUGAUAAUAUAUUCUCAUUCGAUUAUGAAAGAUGCAAGGGAGAACCAAAGCGUAUUGCCUUCCUAACAAGUGGCGGUGACUCUAGUGGUAUGAACCCUGCCAUUCGUGCACUAGUCCGUGCCGCACUGAUGAAAGGAGCAGAAGUCUACGCCAUCCGUGAGGGCUACAAUGGUCUUGUAAAGGGAUCAAUCGUCCCAGUCAACUGGGGAUCAGUGGCCAGCAUAAUGAAUCGUGGUGGCACUAUCAUUGGUACAGCUCGCAGUGCAGAGUUCAGAACAAAGGAGGGCAGGAAGAAGGCUGUGUUCAACUUGGUCAAGAACAAGAUCAACAACUUGGUCGUGAUUGGAGGUGAUGGCAGUCUGACUGGCGCCAACUUGUUGCGUACAGAGUGGCUGUCACUACUCAAAGAGUUGGUCGAUGAGAAGAAGGUUGAUGGCGACCUCAUGAGACUUGAUGAUCUGUCCAUCGUUGGCAUGGUCGGCUCUAUCGACAAUGACAUGUGUGGCACGGACAUCACCAUUGGUGCCGACACUGCCUGUCACCGUAUCCUCGAGUGUAUCGAUUCAAUCCUCAGUACAGCAGAGUCCCACCAGCGUAGUUUUGUCAUUGAAGUCAUGGGCAGGAACUGUGGAUGGUUGGCAUUGGUAUCUGGUCUGGCAACUGGUGCCGACUAUAUAUUGAUCCCUGAGCAUCCACCCGAAGAUGGAUGGGAACAUGCAAUGGUGGAGGGAUUGGAGCAUGGACGACUGUCUGGAAGAAGAUGUAGUUUGGUCAUUGUGGCAGAGGGUGCCAUCGAUAAACGUGGCAAGCCAAUCACAGCGGCUCAUGUGCGCCAGAUGCUUGAAGAUGGUGGACACGAUGCACGUAUCACCAUUCUAGGUCAUGUCCAGCGUGGAGGUACUCCAUCCUAUUUGGAUCGAUACAUUGCAACAAGAAUGGCAAUUGAAGCGAUCAACUACUUGUACACAAAGACAAAGGAAGAGGAGCCAUCGAUGAUUGGAAUGAUUGGUAAUAGGGUGGUGAGAUCACCAUUGAUGGAGUGCGUUCGUGAGACACAGCACAUUGGAAAGCUGAUCCAGGAGCAGAAGUUUGACGAGGUGAUCAACAGACGUGGCCAUCUCUUCAGGGAGUUCACAGACAUCUUUGGCAUCCUGUCCAAUCGUUUCCGCACCAACGCCCCCAAGAAGAACUACAACAUCGCCAUCCUGCACUCGGGCGGUCCCUCACCGGGCAUGAACCCAGCAGUGCGUGCAUUUGCUCGUAUUGGUAUCGACAGGGGCUAUGGCGUCUACGGAGUGUUCAACGGAUUCGCGGGAUUGGCCAAGGGCGACGUUAAGGAGCUCACCUGGAUGACGGUCAAUGGCUGGGCGGUGAUGGGCGGCGCCGAGCUGGGCACCAACCGAUCGAUCCCCAACGACUCCAACAUUGAGGACAUCAUCAAGACGCUCGAGAAGUACAACAUCAACUGCAUCCUAAUGUUUGGCGGCUACAAUGGAUACGUGGGCAUCAGCUCACUAUAUCAGUUCCGCAAGAAGUACCCAAUGCUGGAGAAGGUAGGCAUGGUGUGUGCACCAGGCACCAUCGCCAACAACGUGCCAGGCACAGAGAUAAGCAUCGGCUCGGACACAUGUCUGAACAACAUUCUGGACGCACUUGACAAGAUCAAACAGUCGGCCGUGGCCUCUCGCCGUCUGUUUGUAGUGGAGGUCAUGGGUGCGCAUUGUGGUUACCUGUCGGCCAUGUCGGCGCUGGCCAGUGGCGCAGAGCGCGCCUACACCAUGGAGGAGGGCGUCAACAUCAAAACGCUCACCGAUGACCUCAAGAUGUUUGUCGAUCGUUUCAAGCGCGACAAUCGCAUCGGUCUCAUUAUCACGAGCGAGAACGCGUCGGCCACCUACUCCACGCACUUUAUGUACUCGCUGUUCAAGGAGGAGGGCAAGCAUCUGUUUGACACUCGCGAGUCCAUCCUCGGACAUCUGCAGCAGGGUGGAAACCCAUCGUCGCGUGACCGUCUCAGCGCCACCUACCACAUGUACCACUUUAUCAAACUGAUCGAGCAGGAGGUCACUGGCAAGAACAAUCACUCGUUGGCCGGCUGCAUCGGCUACCUUAACGGAGACAUCCGAUUCACACCAAUCGAUGAGAUGAUGAGGAACAUCAACCCCAAGUAUCGUCGUCCCGAGAAGCAAUGGUGGCUGAGCCUGUGCGAGCUGUCGCGUCGCAUGUCCGUGCGUCCACCCGAGCUGUACACUGCUGAAGAGAACAAGGAGGCUGCCCUCAACAUCACCUCGCCAACCAUCUACUCCACAACGAUCCAUCCCAAUCCCAACAAUCCAAACAUCUCUCUCUAA
This is a messenger RNA of Acytostelium subglobosum LB1, 2412 nucleotides long. RefSeq lists its product as hypothetical. Gene Ontology annotation, cellular component: 6-phosphofructokinase complex; cytoplasm. NCBI's taxonomy places the organism in Eukaryota, Evosea, Eumycetozoa, Acytosteliales, Acytosteliaceae. Bases 1 to 2412 code for a protein of 803 amino acids. Gene Ontology annotation, biological process: fructose 6-phosphate metabolic process; fructose 1,6-bisphosphate metabolic process; canonical glycolysis. The transcript is spliced from 4 exons. Gene Ontology annotation, molecular function: ATP binding; fructose-6-phosphate binding; identical protein binding. The record is from RefSeq and is a predicted model, not a curated record.